Messenger RNA from Drosophila hydei, 1651 nucleotides. RefSeq lists its product as uncharacterized. The record is from RefSeq and is a predicted model, not a curated record. The coding region runs from base 40 to 1251 and encodes 403 amino acids. The transcript has 8 exons. NCBI's taxonomy places the organism in Eukaryota, Metazoa, Arthropoda, Insecta, Diptera, Drosophilidae.
UCGAAAGUGAAGCAAACUUAAAAUCGAAAAAAUAUCAACAUGCGGUUUCUACAUGUUUUUUAUCAACUAGCUUUUCUGCUCACAAUAUUAAUUGAACUAUCGAUUGCACUGAGAGAUGUGCGAGUGCGAGUGCCACAUGCAGUGAGGCGUGGCGAGAAGGCUGUGCUCAAAUGCUUCUAUGACAUCGAGGACGACAGCCUCUACUCAGUCAAAUGGUAUAAGGGACGCAGAGAGUUCUACAGAUAUACGCCCAAAGAAACACCACCGAUGAAAGUGUUUCAUUUUCCAGGUGUUAAAGUGAGGCGCACUUCGUCGAACGAGAGCCAAGUGGUGCUCGACGCAGUAACAAUGUCCACAUCCGGUAAAUACAGUUGCGAAGUAUCUGCGGAUGCGCCCUCAUUUCAUACAUUAAUAGCGGCCGCCGAAUUGGAAGUUAUUGAGACGCCGCACAAUGCGCCAUUCAUAACCGGGAUCCGGCCGCGAUAUCGGGUCGGCGACAUAUUGCGUGGCAAUUGCACAUCGCGGCACUCUCGGCCGGCGGCCAAUCUCACAUGGACGGUGAAUAAUGAAGAGGUAAAUCCCUCGCACGUGCGACAUCAUAAAAUACUUCGUGAUACACGCAACGAGAUGGAGACUUCAAUCGUGGGCAUACACUUCGUGGUGACCGAUCAGCACUUUGAGAAUGGCAAACUGAAGCUACGCUGCAGUGCACAGCUGCACGAUGUGUACUGGAAGACGACGGAGAAGACCAUUUUGGAGGCGGAUCCAUUUGGCAAAUAUGGCGGCAACGGUGCCAGCGGGAAUCGCGUGAGUGCCGAUGAGAUAUAUGACCAGUAUACGCUGCACGAGGACGAGCAGUUCCACAGCAAGAAGAACAGCUACCUGACCCAGCUGCAGGACUUUCUCUUUCAUUUUGUACCCUCAGGCGAAGAAGAUGACGGAGCGGAUGGUUUAGAGGAUGGCGGCGCCGCUUGGCGAGGCGUUAGCUCCUCCUCCAGCUCAACGGCGUCGCUGGCGCCGACGGCCAUGGCUGCCACGUUGCUGGCGCUGCUCAGCUGGUCGCUGGCCAGGCAAUUAGUGUCGCAGCUGGCGCCGAUUACAAAGCACAGGCACAUGCGGGCGCAGCAGGACCUACAGUGGAGCAAAGGCCUGCGGGCGCAUAGCUGCACGGACAGCAGCAGCAACAGCAGCAGCAGCAACAACAAAGGAUGCAGCAAAGGAUGCAGCAGAUGCAUCAGGCAAUUAACAUGAUUCAAUUGUCACGCAACUCUUGUGCCACACUUCAGGGAGGAACAGCGGAAGGAGACAAUGCAACGGCAGCAGCAGCGGCAGCAACUGGCAGCAGGCAGCAAAGUAGGCUUCAGCCCUAGGCAACAGCAAGCAACUGCUAAAUGUAUCUAAAAUAUUUAAUCCUCAACACAAACAGACAACAGUUUCAGCUAGCUCAAAAAAGUCAUUUCGAAGGCAUUUAAAACACAAAAAAGAAAUAAAAAAUUCUUUGGCAAGAAGAAGAAACUAGAGCCUAUCGCUAGGUUUCCUUAAAUACAAACUGAAUUACUUUGUUUGCCGAGCCGAGCCAAUAAAACGGAACCACUUGCGAACUGGUUCACUCUUUUUGAUUUAGACACUAUGAAAACCAAAUAUACGAAAA